AUGUUGCUCACCAUACUGUGUUUUGCCACUGUUGCGGGUCAAGUUGGCGGUUUACCACCAGGUGUAAGAGGAGAACCAGAAAAUGUGAUUAAUUUACCGCCGAAUGAUAGCGAAACUGUCAAACGACCUAUCCAUUUGGAUGGUGUACAACUGGAGCGAGAUGGUGAACUGAAUAAGGAGUUUCGACAAGAGGUACUGUUAGGUGGAGAUCCAAAGGACUCCGCUGAACUGAAGGUUAUGGUAAAGAAGAUGUUUGAAGAGACCGAUAUAAAUAAAGAUGGAUUCUUAUCGCUUGAUGAACUCGAACAGCGAAUAGUAAACAAUACUAGGGCGCAUUUGGAGGAAGGUAUAGAGGAGGCAAGGACUCACUUCGACAUCGUAGAUAUGAAUGGUGAUGGAAAGGUUUCUUGGAGUGAAUACGAGCCACACUAUUUAUCAAAAGACUCGCAAAAUGACGGACAUGAUCAUAAAAAUAUCAUUAACAAUGACGACUCAUCACUUGCUGGCCCAGAACGAGUUUCUUUUGAUCGAGCCGAUAAGAAUGGCGACGGAUCUCUUGAUCCCGAAGAAUGGCUAAGAUUUUUCCAUCCAGAGCACAAUAACGACUCUUUGAUGGAAAUGGCCCGUGAUAUCUUGAAGCUAUACGGUGAGUACAUCUUAGGAAAUUUUAGUGCUAACUUAGAACCUAGGAUUUUGAAUAGUUUACUUGUUAGUAAAUUUACGAUUUAUGAAACAUAUUUCAAAUAUUUGAUGUAAGU
This is a messenger RNA of Strongylus vulgaris, 758 nucleotides long. NCBI's taxonomy places the organism in Eukaryota, Metazoa, Nematoda, Chromadorea, Rhabditida, Strongylidae. The record is from the annotation of a GenBank genome assembly.